This is a messenger RNA of Thamnophis elegans (Western terrestrial garter snake), 2888 nucleotides long. RefSeq names its product UPF2 regulator of nonsense mediated mRNA decay (gene UPF2). Gene Ontology annotation, biological process: nuclear-transcribed mRNA catabolic process, nonsense-mediated decay. The record is from RefSeq and is a predicted model, not a curated record. NCBI's taxonomy places the organism in Eukaryota, Metazoa, Chordata, Lepidosauria, Squamata, Natricidae. The transcript has 13 exons. Gene Ontology annotation, molecular function: protein binding; RNA binding. Gene Ontology annotation, cellular component: cytoplasm; exon-exon junction complex. Bases 117 to 2609 code for a protein of 830 amino acids.
GUGAGGGCGGGGGUUGGGGCGGAGAGGAAAAAGCGAGAGAAGAGCCUGACGGAGCUGGAGCUGCCAGAAGCGGAGACCGAUGUUUACAGCGGGCCGAGAUCUUCCUGGAUAACACAAUGCCAGCUGAGCGGAAGAAGUCGGCGAGCAUGGAAGAAAAAGAGACACCCUUAAGUAACAAAGAGAAGGAGUUUGGGGAGAGGCGGUCAGUGAGCAGCCGGGACAGGCCCAAAGAGGAGGUCAGGCUGGGCAUGAAGAGGGAGAUGCUCAAGCCAUCCGAAGAUAAGAAGAAGAAAAUGGAGGAGGAGAAGCGGAAAAAGGACGAGAAGGAGUGGAAGAAGAAAGAGGACGAGAAGAUAAAAUCGGAGGAGGAGCAAAAGAGGAAGGAGGAGGAGGAGAAACAAAAGCUUGAGGAGGAGGAGAAGAAGAAGCAAGAGGAAGAGAUGAAGCUGCAGCAGGAGGAAGCGGCUGCCAAGUUGAAAGAGAAAGAAGAGGCCCACCAGCUGCACCAGGAGGCUUGGGAGCGCCACCAAGCCCGGAAGGAGCUUCGGAGCAAGAACCAGAACGCCUCGGAAAGCCGCCCGGAGGAGAACUUCUUCAGCAGGCUGGACUCCAGCCUGAAGAAGAACACGGCCUUCGUGAAGAAGCUGAAGACCAUCACCGAGCAACAGAGGGACUCCUUGUCCCAUGACUUCAACGGCCUCAACUUGAGCAAGUACAUCGCUGAGGCCGUGGCCUCCAUCGUGGAGGCCAAGCUGAAGAUCUCCGAUGUCAACUGCGCCGUGCACCUCUGCUCCCUCUUCCACCAGCGCUACGCCGACUUCGCCCCCUCGCUGCUCCAGGUCUGGAAGAAGCACUUCGAAGCCAGGAAAGAAGAGAAAACGCCCAACAUCACCAAGCUGAGGACCGACCUGCGCUUCAUCGCCGAGCUGACCAUCGUCGGGAUCUUCACCGACAAGGAGGGCCUCUCCCUCAUCUACGAGCAGCUGAAGAGCAUCAUCAACGCUGACCGGGAGACCCACACCCACGUCUCCGUGGUCAUCAGCUUCUGCCGGCACUGCGGGGACGACAUCGCGGGCUUGGUGCCCAGGAAGGUGAAAAGCGCGGCGGAUAAGUUCAGCCUGAGCUUCCCCCCCAGCGAGAUCAUCAGCGCGGAGAAGCAGCAGCCUUUCCAAAACCUGCUGAAGGAAUAUUUCACCUCGCUGACCAAGCACUUGAAAAGGGACCACAGGGAACUGCAAAACAUUGAAAGGCAGAACAGGCGUAUUCUGCAUUCUAAAGGGGAAUUGAGUGAAGACCGGCAUAAACAAUAUGAAGAAUUUGCUAUGUCUUAUCAGAAGCUGUUGGCAAACUCUCAAUCUUUAGCAGACCUCCUGGAUGAAAAUAUGCCAGAUCUCCCCCAAGACAAACCUGUUCCGGAAGAACAUGGCCCUGGAAUUGAUAUUUUUACCCCUGGCAAACCUGGGGAAUAUGAUUUGGAGGGCGGAAUCUGGGAAGACGAAGAUGCCAGGAACUUCUACGAGAACCUUAUUGAUUUAAAAGCGUUCGUGCCAGCUAUCUUGUUUAAAGACAAUGAGAAAUGUUCUCAGGCCAAAGACUCUGGCAGGGACGACUCCAGAGAGCUAAAAGAAACUAAGGAAAACAAAGAUAUAUCCGUCACGGAAGAUCUAGAACUGGAACUAGAAAACUUGGAUAUUAACGAUGAGACCCUUGAUCUAGAUUGCGGGGAGGAAGCAGAAGACCUCACAAAAAAACUUCUUGACGAACAAGGCAAGAAACAGGGAGCAGAUAGCACCGGAGCUGAAAAUAGUGACGGAAAGCAAGCUGCAAGAAAACAAGAAGAUGAAGAAACCAGCACAGGAUCGCACCUAAAACUUAUAGUAGACGCUUUUCUUCAGCAGCUCCCCAAUUGUGUAAAUAGAGACCUCAUAGACAAGGCAGCCAUGGAUUUCUGCAUGAAUAUGAACACCAAGGCUAACCGAAGGAAAUUAGUCCGGGCCCUUUUCAUCGUGCCGCGGCAGAGGCUGGAUUUGCUGCCUUUCUAUGCACGGCUAGUUGGCACGUUGCACCCCUGUAUGUCCGACGUAGCAGAAGACCUCUGUUCCAUGCUGAAGGGGGACUUCAGAUUUCAUGUGAGAAAGAAGGACCAGAUCAACAUCGAGACAAAGAACAAAACCGUGAGGUUCAUUGGAGAGCUAACGAAGUUUAAGAUGUUCUCCAAAAGUGACACGCUGCAUUGUUUAAAGAUGCUCCUGUCCGACUUCUCCCAUCACCAUAUCGAGAUGGCCUGCACUUUGUUAGAGACCUGUGGUAGAUUCCUCUUCAGGUCUCCGGACUCCCAUUUGAGGACCAGCGUCCUUUUGGAGCAAAUGAUGCGGAAGAAGCAAGCGAUGCACCUUGACGCGCGCUACGUCACGAUGGUGGAAAACGCCUACUACUAUUGUAACCCUCCCCUAGCGGAGAAAACGGUGAAAAAGAAACGCCCUCCCCUCCAGGAAUACAUUCGGAAACUGCUGUAUAAGGAUCUGUCCAAAGUCACCACUGAAAAGGUUCCUUUUUUUUUCUUCCUCUGUAGCCGAGGAUCUAAACGGAGAGAGAUUAUCCGUAAUUAGAAUGGAACGGAAUUGGGGUGGAUGGAAUUGGACGAUUAAACGGAUUAACAUUUUUGUGUCUCCCUGUUUUGCGAUCCUUAAGGGAUGUGGGCCCGUUCUGUAAGCGGAGAACCAAGUGGGGAACCAGAUAUUUUAAAAUUCAACCAUGGCGGGCCUAAACGUUGAGCUUAAAAUGACGAUAUGGAAUCAAUAUUUGGUUCAGAGAUCAAAUAACGUUUCUCAGGUCUCUUAUAGAUAAUUAAGUUUUUCUACAUAGUUUUUCUGCAGUAAGUUUAAUGU